GAUGUGCGCGUCUUCGCGAGUCUCCACAUCGGUCCCAGAUUCACAUCAGACCUACCACAUCAUUCACACAUCAGACUCUGUAUUGUGAGGAUCUCAGGUUGAAGUUAAAUGUAACCCCAGGACUCUUCGGGCUGGUUGAGGGUUCGAGUCUUCGGCAGAAUGAGCGCGGAUUGCGCGGGUUAUUAUAACGCGGAAAACGUGUUCGUCAGCGCCUUCACCUGCCCCAAACCAGAGAGCGACGCGCACGCGAUCUUCUGCUGCGGGUUCAAUGACGUCAAAUACUGCUGCGACGAUCCCAACAGCUUCUUCCCUUAUGAAUAUGGAUACAUGUGGUGGCUCAGUCUGGGGGCUCUGGUGGGUUUAUCUAUCGCUGCUGUGGUCCUCUUAGCCUUCAUCAUUAUUCUUUGUGUGCUUUGCUACCUGUUCAUCGUCACUAAACCCAGAGGCCUUGACAAUGGACUUCCUCUGCGAGCUCCAGGUUCUGGUCCCAGUCCUCCGGAGGGUCCGAGUCAGUCCAGCGCACCAUCAGGACCGCAGGGUUUCCGCAAACAUUUCCUAAGGGGCAAACUGGACUGUGACAACCAGCCACCUGACCCGGACCGCCUGUUUCAGCGAUGCUUCAUGGCUACGGUCACCACCAUAAAUGUAGAGGGACCUUCAUAAAGGCGUUCAUAUGAAGAGGAUGUUUUAUACAGAGAUCAUAUCGUGGACGAUGUGGUUUGUUGAUUCCUGCUGCAUUUCUCUUACUCUGUUAUUGGGGAAAGUGAAUUAUAACAAAUAAUUUCAUCAUAAUAAGAGAAAAUUUCCCUUAUCUGCAUGAAAGUGUUUGUUUUCUUAGAAACAAACUUUACAAGGAUCGAAACUUUGGCAUAUUUGGCUCUUUGAUAGAAGCUGAACAUAAGAAGUGAAACAUAUAUUUGUAUGUGUCAGUGUUUUCUUGACUCAUCUGAAGUGAUUUGUUUGGAUGUCUCAACAGUGAAUCCAAAGACUGAAACUCAAUGAAAACUCUUUACGUGUUUCAGAUUCCUGCUGUUGGUUUACAAAGCACAUUGCACCAGCACAUCUUCUGUCGUCUGUUGUAAUGCUUUCAAUGGCUUUAAUUCAGCUUUUAGCACUUUUUUAACCAUCUUGUGCUUUUGCUUUAUUGUGUGAAAUAUCAUGUUUUGUUUACAAAUUUGGCACCAGACUUGCUCAAAGUCAUUUUACCGUACGCCACUUUUAGCAUAGCUUAGCACAAUCCAUUGAAUCUGAUUAGACCAUUAGCAUCGCGCAGAAAAUAACCAAAGAGUUUCGAUAUUUGUCCUAUUUAAAACGUGUCUCUUCAGUAGUUACAUCGUGUACUAAGAUUGACGGAAAAUUAAAAGUUGUGAUUUUCUAGGCAGAUAUGGCUAGAUAUAUAUAGUUUAUACUCUCAUUCUGGCGUCAUAAUCAAGGACUUUGCUGCCGUAACAUGGCUGCAGGAGGCGUAGUGAUAUUACGCACUGCCCGAAAAUAGUUCCCUGCUAAUAAAAGUAACCAAGGGGACUAUUUUUGGGCACUGCAUCACUAUCAAAACUCUUUGGUUAUUUUUUAACGUGAUGCUAAUGGUCUAAUCAGAUUCAACGGAUUGUGCUAAGCUAUGCUAAAAGUAAUACUGCCAGACCCGGAGAUUGGCUGAAUGGAUUCCAAAAGGGUAAAAAUCAAAUGUGUUACUCUAGGGGAGCUGGAAAAUGAGCAUAUUUUCAAAAAAGCGGAGAGUCCCUCCACAUAGGGGAUUUAUGAGAUUGACUCUCUAUGGAAGUCUGCCUCUAGUGGCCAGUCAAUGAAUUGCAGUUUAAGUCACUUCACGAUUGAGACCAUUUUAACCGGUCAUACUAUGAGCACAAAGAAAAACCUCAUCAAGUCAUUUCCCGUGGUCUGUGUUUUGUCAUCUGUAAUGUUUUAGUCCUGUUUUACACGUGCUUAAUGUAAACUGAUGAAAAUGCAUUGUAAAUCUGUUUAGCAAUGUAAUAUCUCACAGCAUAGGCCUUUAUUAAGCAACAUGAAAUAAUGGAUUUUUGCACUACUCCAUUUUUUGUAUAAAGUCGUCAGUAAGGCUUGAAGUUUCACAUGCAUGCAGUGGUCAGUACAGCACUUUCUGUACAUUAAAGAGCACCUAUUUCAUUGGUAAAAAACAAUGUUAUUUUUUGUAUUUGCUACAAUGCAAUGUGUUAGCUUAGUUCAUGUUUAAAAACACAUUAUUUGCCACAUACCGUACAUUUUUGUAGCUCCAGAUAUUCAGUUUUCUUCAAACGCUCUGAUUUUGUACAAAACUCAUCGAUCUGAAAUGUGCUGUGUCCAGGGCCGCAUUAAUGCAUGGGCUUAAGCCCAGGGCCCCGAGGCGGGAGGGGGCCCCCAGUGAUGCCGGAAAAAAAUAACAAACGCAUUUUAUAUUAAGCUUAUAGUCUCAUUAAAAUUAUGCAUCAUCGCUUUGCUUUGAAUGUCCGGGUGUGAAUGCAGUUUAUGUGCAAGAAAAUCUCUCCUUACUAAACCAUGCAAUCAUUAGUGAGCUUUAUUUAAAUUUCUGUUUGAAAGCCAUGAUGUAAAGAACAUCACACAAAGAUAUAACAAACCUAAGAAAAUAACAAAUUUGACCCUGCCAGAUACGGAGCCCCUAAGGGGACAUGAAGAAAAAAUUUUAUAAAGUUUAGCGUGCGCACAUGAAACUAUCGCAUGCGCACGUGAAAGUGAGGGUUUCAUGUGCGCACCCGAAAGUUUCAUGUGACAUAUCAUUUGUGAUCGUUACUGUAAAUUAAAAAAAACUAAGCUUUAUAUACUAUUCCUUAAUUUAUAACAAGAAAAACACUGAAAUGAAUGAUUUUAUAGACACUACACUUUAUUAUUUCACACAGAAAUACUGCUUGCUUACCUUGACUUUGAUCAUCUCUAUUCACUUUAGGUAAAGAAACAACUGAUGAUUCUUAGACUAUUUGUUUCAGGGAUCUCUUUUCUAUCAUUUGAAAGUGAACACUGACCAUAAUAUUAAAUCACAAAAGAGACAAUCGUGUCCAUGCUUAAUUAAGUGCAGAUAUUUUUCAUUUCAUCAUCUAAAUAUCAGGAUCAGCUUACCUGUUUUUUAACUCAUCUUUUGACAGGAUAACUCCCUGUUUUGAAUACAUUUUAAAACUUUUACUUGUCGAAAAAAUCAGUUGUUUUAAGAAACACCUAAAUAUGAUCUUAACUAUGACACACAGAGCGCAUUCGGCUAAAUUGCAUGCACCAGCACCAUGGCCAGCACGCAACAGCGCAACAUUGUUUCAACGAAAAGCAAUGCAAAAUUUGCCGACUUAAAUUAAAUCAGAAUUAACUUUUUAAAAAAAAGUGGAUGAAGGGCCCCACAAGAGGUAAAGCCCAGGGGCCCCUUACAGUGUAAAUGCGGACCUGGCUGUGUCCCUGAUUGGCCAGAUCAUCUGUACGUUGUAAUUUCUGGCUGAGAUUUUCAGCAGGUUCUCAGUUUAAAAGCUUAAAGAUACAACGUUUACUACACUGAGCCCCCCUCGAUCACAUGCUGCAGACAUAAGAUCUACAGUGUGAAACAGAACUUAUGUUAGGAGUAUUGCUGCAUUGUCACAAAACUGAGUUACAGCGUCUAAGGGUUUAUUUCAGAUUCAUCUGUUGAACUUAUUAAUGCUCAAUCUACAGCAAUCCUGUGUAAUGUUUGACUUGUUUUUGUUUGUUAAAAAUGUUUCAUACUUACAUCUGUCGGAUUUGAUGAUGAUGUUUGUUUUAUUGAUCAUAACACAGACAUCAUAUGUGAAGAUUGCCUGUCAGUGUGCCUUUUUUAAGGAAAGCGUGAUAUAAAAUGUUUCAGCAACAGUAUUGGGGCUGUUUAAAAUCUUAGUGGACUGUAGCUUUUGUAAAAUUGCAUGAGCAUUUGUUUAUUUCUGUGAUUGAUUUUAUCUCAUCAAAAAUGAGGC
This is a messenger RNA of Paramisgurnus dabryanus, 3935 nucleotides long. RefSeq names its product protein shisa-like-2A. NCBI's taxonomy places the organism in Eukaryota, Metazoa, Chordata, Actinopteri, Cypriniformes, Cobitidae. The record is from RefSeq and is a predicted model, not a curated record.